UUUUUUGUUUUGUUUUUUUUACACGGCAGAAGGAUUGUCUCACAGAGGAGGAACAGUGAACUCAGCCGAAAGUUGAGUAAGCCGAUAUACAACGAGUCAUUUUUUCACUUUCUCCCAUGACAACGACCCCCCUCAGCUCAUUAAUUAUGGAUCAGCCGAGUUAAUUAAACCUCAACUUAACCUUAGCUAAGAGGGCUAACGUAUCCGGAGAUGAGUGAAGGGGUCAUUUGUGAGUUUAGCUCGUGUUUACUAACAUUUCUUUCUGGAUUUCAACGACGCGAAAUGUAAAUAUAUAAAAUAAUUUARUAUUUGAUGCCACGCAGGUGUUUUUUUUUUUUUUUCCCAGCCAGGGCGUUUACACCUUUUCUUUAUGCUCUAAUUAAUGUCACCUGGAUGAGUUUGAGCCAUCAUGUCAGAUGUUGAAUCCCUCUUAAACCCAUCCAGGGAAGGACGAACUCAACAACAAGAUCAAACAGACCUUCAAGCCUGUUGUGGUUUGCCCAGCAGUCCCUCAACAUGUGUCAACAGUGCUUUCUAUCAUAUCCAAGAGAUGAGGAGGCUGGCGGGAAAUAGGUGUCAACUGCACCAGUUUGGAAAAUAUCACUCAGCUGUUGAUCAGGACAAGCAUUACAGCAAAAAGUUCAGAUUUCAAUCCAGAGACUCAGAUUCAGACUCGGGAAUGUCCACGGAUUUAUAUGUUGAAGGCAUAGCGAUUAGUGUGAGAGACAGGUGUCAAAGAUCCCCACUGCAGAAGAAAGUGAAUGAUGUUCUUAGUGAGGUUAUGCAUCUGAUUGAGCGUUUGGAGGCUGAUCGACAGCACGCCGAGGAGGCUCUGCAGAACGAGAAAAGUAAAAGACACACUUUGGAAAACAAAGUUGACAGCAUUUCACUGUGGAGGCAAACCGAGCACCCUGCUCUCGUUCAGAAAGAGCACGAGGCUUGCAGAAGAGACAUCACAGAGUUGAGGUGGCAGCUUAAACGGGAGAAAAAGAAAAGUGACCAGCUCCAGGAGAAAGUGUCACAUGCUGAGUUGUUGAACCAGCACCUACAGGAAGACAUCAGCUUCACCAGAGAACAACUUCCCCUCAUGAGAGAGAACCUGGACAUCCAGAGAGGCCUCAUAAACCAGAUUCAGGCAGCCAAAGCUGAGGCUGAUGAAGUGUGCUCAAAAACAAAAAGUGAACUUUUCCUGGCUCAGGAGAAGUUAAAAGAGAUGGAGCUUGAUGCCAAAAAGACAAAUAUAUUGUUGGACCAUGAACUGGUGGAGAUGAGAAAUCAUCUGGCAGAGAAAUUAGAAGAUUUAAACUUGUUGAAAAGACUUGAGAUUGAGCUGCUUGCUGACAUAAACGGUGCUGAAGAGACCAUUGCUUCUACUGAAAAGAAGUGCGCAAACACAACUUGGCAAAUACAGGAAAUUGCAAAGCUUGAGAAAACUGAAGAAGAAAAAAUUUCCCAACUGACUCUUAAAAUUGAGGAUGAAAUGCAAAAAAAUGAAAAACUAAAAGAAAAACUUAUCUCAAUUGAAAAAAAUAAACUUACUUGGGAAGAAGACGUUUCCUGCAUAGAGGCGCAGCUCCAAACAAAACGUGCAGCUUUUGCAGCUGUCUGUGAAUCCAACCUGAAGUGGAAACAGAAGGUAGAAGACUGCGAGAAGAAAAUCUGUGAGAGUGAGAAGGCAGCGAAGCAGAUGCGUGUGGAGCAGAAGCAGAUGCUCCAGAAAAUCACUGACAAUGACGAGCAGUGGGAAAAGGCCAGAAAGGAAGUGACCCAAGCUGUAUCCCAGCAUAGUGUCACCAAGGCUAAGCUGGAAGAACAGGAGCAGCUCACCUUCAUGGAAGAACAGAGGGCCAGGACAGAAACAGAAACUUUGAAGAAGGAGCUGACUGGUCAGUUGACCGCCAUGGAAGUGAUAAAGGCUCAGUGUGCAACUGUUGAAGAGGCGCUAAAGAAACAGCAAGAAAGUUCAGAGUUAAUCAACAAACAACUUCAAAAAGAUUUUGAAGAAUCUUAUUCAUUAACACAAGCUUUGGAGGCAAAAGUGAAGAAAAUGAAGGAGCUGACAGAAAAUUUAGAAAAGAUGGAAAGCGAACACAAAGUGACUUUAUUCAACCUGGAAAAGGAGAAAAAGCUGAAAACCGAUCAACUGAAAGCUGCUCAGGAUUUAGACAGUUCCAUUGUAAAGAGAUAUGGCAGAUCUCUGUGUAGGAUCACUGAUCUAAAGAAAAAACUGGGUGCCUCAGAUCAGAUGGAGAAAACAGUUGAAAACAUUCAGGAAAUAAUAUCCAAACUUCAAAAGGAUUUGAAUGUGUUGGAGAGCAAAAACAAAUCAGCUGCUCAAAUAAUGAGCACAUUCCAGUCUGAUAUUAAUAACUGCCAACAACAAACCCAGCGAUUCAUACAGUCACACACUGCUCAUCUUCAAGCAAGAAAAAAGGAAAUGGAAGACACAAAGGAAGAAUUAAAAAAUGCUUUCACUAAGAAUAAACAGCUAGCAAGCGACUACGAAGGUCUUAGGAAGACCCUGCUGGAAGCCAGAGAGGAUGCAGUGUCUGCAUUGACCAAGAAAAACUGCACAGAUGAAACAUAUCAUUAUUACACAAAGCUCUCUUUGUUCCAGAAGAGGAUGCACAAAGCUUUGGUAAAAUACUUAGAACAACGCAACCUCUACAGCCUGGCUGAACUGGACCGGUGCCAGGCUCUUGCCCAAGAAACCGCCCAGAAAAUAAAAACAGCCCAGGAUGAGCUGUCAGAGGAGGUCCAGCUCCUCUCAGUAUUCCUAGAAUCCCUGGGUGAUGGUUCUACUACCACAGAUGAUACUGGAGAGAAAACACAGGCCUGUCCAGAUGUUACUGGAUUGAAAGGGUAGAAGCCUUCAGUUCAAACUGCAGUGUAAUUGGACAUUCACCUGAACCAGACAACUUACUUAUCCUAGCAUGCUUCACUAUCCCCCCUCUUUUUACUUGCAGCAAAUCCAUAACAAUGAAACAGGUGACUUUCAUGCUGCUGUCAGGACUGAUCUAAUUUUAGCUGGGUGAAUGAUUGCAAUUGGCUUUGCCUCAUCAGAUAAUUAAUCUAUGUCACCAUUAAUUGGAAAAGAGAAUAAUUACAGGCAGUGUUGACAGAAAUUCUACGCUUCUCCAGAUUCCAAGAUCUAAUUACAACUAGUGAAACCCCAUGACCUUAACUAGCACUUAGUACACCUUGGUCACUUUGACCAUGGCCAUGUGGAGAGCGGUGUUUUAGGAGAGAGCCCUGUUUUUGUUAUGGCACCCCUCACUCUUCCACCGUCUUCGCUCUCUGAAAGCUGUCUCCCUCAAUCACUUUUCAAUAUUCAAUCUUAAUUUUGUGGAAGUUUAGCAUUUUCAAUGAGCUGGAGAUGAAUGAUUAAUGAAUAAAUUUAAAUGCUUCAUUUUGUCCAUGGAUCAUUAGUUAAGUCCUUUGUGGGAAGGACCUGAGAAAGGAGUGAAAAUUAUUGAGACAUUAGCCUGGAGCAAUCCAGGGGUAAAUAGUGUGCACAAAAGGAUGUUGUGUGCGCACUAUCCACUGGUUUUCUAAAGAACCCUGGGGAAACUCUGUUUUCAAUUUAGAAUCUUAACCGAAUCACAUUUACUUCUUGUAGAAAAUUGAUUUUUUUUGUUGUUUCAUAGUAUUUAAACAGUGUCAUACCAAUGAUACAGAAUCCAUUGUCUGCUCCAUAUGGGCUUAAAAAUUACAUAAAGCAUCGAUGAUCAAAUAAUGCAAACAGUAGCACAUCUACUAUUUAUUAUACAUCUAAGUGUACAUAUACAAACAGUAUGUAAAUGUUGUAUUUUUAAUGAAAAAGUGCAUAUUUGUUUUUUGCAUUUUUAUUGGCACCACUAUUUAAUUAUUGUAAUGACAGAGUUUARUUCUGUUUGUCAUCCUCUGUUUUUAUCUGAGUCAAUAAAGAUGCUACUUCUUUG
Messenger RNA from Austrofundulus limnaeus, 3941 nucleotides. RefSeq names its product coiled-coil domain containing 178 (gene ccdc178). NCBI's taxonomy places the organism in Eukaryota, Metazoa, Chordata, Actinopteri, Cyprinodontiformes, Rivulidae. The record is from RefSeq and is a predicted model, not a curated record.